Messenger RNA from Cladophialophora immunda, 1083 nucleotides. RefSeq lists its product as uncharacterized. Gene Ontology annotation, molecular function: oxidoreductase activity. The coding region runs from base 1 to 1083 and encodes 360 amino acids. The transcript is spliced from 4 exons. The record is from RefSeq and is a predicted model, not a curated record. Lineage: Eukaryota; Fungi; Ascomycota; Eurotiomycetes; Chaetothyriales; Herpotrichiellaceae.
AUGGGCUCGAUGGGCGGCGACCUGCCCCCGACAGCGCCGGCAGCCGUUCUGACCGGCGCAUACGGCGAGCCUUACACCAUCAAAGACGUCCCGAUCCCCGUGCCGUCUGCCCACGACGCCCUCGUGGAGCUGGAGUACAGUGGCGUGUGCCACGGUGACGUCUACGCCCGGGACGGAGGUGGUCCUGCCCCCAAGGACCCCGUCCGACCGCUGACGGGCGGGCACGAAGGGGUCGGGAGGAUCGUGUCCAUGGGCACAGACGGGCGGGACGGGUUCAAGGUCGGCGACGUCGUGGGCAUCGCGUGGAGGAGCUCGGUCUGCGGGACGUGCCAGGCUUGCCAGGCCGGGUCGGAGAAUCAUUGCUUCAACCAAAAGAUCACAGGGGCGCACCGGGACGGGACCUUUCAACGGUACAUUGCCUUCCCAACCUCGCAGCUGGUGCCCAUCCCGUCGGGCGUCUCAUUACCCAGCGUCUGCCCAAUCUUAUGCGCCGGGGUCACGGCCUACGCGGCGCUGCAACGCAUGUCUCCCAAGGCAGGGAAAUGGUGCGUGGUCGUCGGCGGGGCCGGCGGCCUGGGGCAUCUGGCCAUCCAAUACGCCAAGGCGAUCGGGCUGAAAGUGCUCGCCAUCGACGGCGGGUCGGCGGAGAAGGAGCAGUUUUGCGCCAAGAUGGGCGCCGACGUCUUUGUGGAUUUCACCCGUCCGGGCCUCGUGGAGAUGAUUGUCGACAAGACCGGGGGCGGGGCGGAUUACAUUCUCGUCCUGAGUCCGCACCAGUCGUCGUACGAUGCCGCGGGAGACUACGCUGCCUUCGGCGCGCAGAUCAUGGCCAUUGGGAUUGGAAAUCUGCACAUGUCCCUGCGCCCGCUGCUCAGGAAAGACGUGCUCGUGCGCUCCAACCAGACGGGCACCAAGGCCGACAUGCAGGAGGCGCUGCGCAUCUUCGCGGCUGGCAAGGUCGUCCCGGAGCUGGAGGUCGUGGCCCUACGGCACAUCAACGCCGCGCUGGACCGGAUCAAGCAGGGCACGGUCAUGGGCAAGUUAGUCGCGGAUUUGACGGGCGGUGCUGGCAAGGAGAGGUAG